Molecule: messenger RNA, 894 nt
Organism: Colletotrichum gloeosporioides
Lineage: Eukaryota; Fungi; Ascomycota; Sordariomycetes; Glomerellales; Glomerellaceae
Product: Protein RTA1
Exons: 5
Coding region: 1-894 (297 amino acids)
Cellular component (GO): membrane
Source: RefSeq, a predicted model, not a curated record
AUGAGGCACUCUACCAGAGUCCCGUACGAUCCCGGUGUCACCAGUCCAGCAAACCAGGUCGAAGCCAUGGCCACAGGCAAUGACUUAUUCAAGCUCUACCGCUAUGACCCAUCUUUAGCAGCCGCCAUUCUUUUCAUCAUUCUGUUUCUCCUCAUCACUGCAUGGCAUUCAUUCAUAUUACUCCGUACAAAGACAUGGUUUUUCAUUCCCUUUGUGCUUGGAGGGUUCUGUCAAUGGAUAGGCUACGUCGGGAGAGCGGUUUCAAGCGUCCAAAGCCCAAACUGGACGGUGAAGCCGUACAUCAUCCAGACAUUGUUGCCAUUGGUGGCUCCGGCGCUGUACGCAGCCAGUAUUUAUAUGAUUCUGGGGCGCAUCAUCAUGAUAACCCAAGGAGAGCAUCAUUCAAUAAUCCGGAGGAAAUGGCUCACAAAGCUUUUCGUCUUGGGUGACGUGAUCUCAUUCAUCCUACAGGCUGCCGGUGGCGGUAUCAUGGCCAGCGGCACGAAAGAAUCUCUCGAAUUGGGCGAGCACAUUGUCAUUGGUGGUUUGGUGGUACAAGUUCUCUUCUUUUCACUAUUCGCCAGCACCGCCGCCGUUUUUCACGUUCGAAUGCGCAAGUUACCGACGACCAGAGUUCUAUCGACAAUUAUUCCAUGGGAAGCGUUCCUAGCGGUUCUUUACCUUGCCUCGGCACUCAUUAUGAUUCGAUCCAUCUUCCGCUUGGUUGAGUACGCUCAAGGGAACGACGGCUAUCUGGUUUCUCAUGAGGUGUACCUGUACGUCUUCGACUCCGUCCUGAUGUUCGCUACAAUGUGUUUGUUUGCUUGGAAGCAUCCGAAUGCAAUCAACAGAUGGGCGAAGGAUGAACACGGAUCCGAUUUUGAGCUACCUUGA